Messenger RNA from Bradysia coprophila, 3528 nucleotides. RefSeq names its product Tousled-like kinase (gene Tlk). Gene Ontology annotation, molecular function: ATP binding; protein serine/threonine kinase activity. Lineage: Eukaryota; Metazoa; Arthropoda; Insecta; Diptera; Sciaridae. Gene Ontology annotation, cellular component: nucleus. Gene Ontology annotation, biological process: peptidyl-serine phosphorylation; chromosome segregation; intracellular signal transduction. The record is from RefSeq and is a predicted model, not a curated record.
CAAAAAAAAAUUAAACAAAACAGAAGAGGUGUAAAGUGAAGUGGCCGUAAAAUCAUAUUUCGGUUGAAAUUAAAUUUAUUCGGUGCAUUGUGAACGAUAAACAAUAAAAAAGGCGACGAAAUGAAUUAGUUUUGUUAAAUAGAAACAAAUUCUACUCUUUCGGACACCAACGUAAUCGGUUUCGCAAAGCAAAAUAGAAGAUUAGCAGAUUUGUUAACGAUUUGUUGUCUGCGGCUUAAAAUUAAAAAAAAGACGAGACGCCAUCUUAAUUUUGAUGAAAUUAAUGAAAAAUUGAUACAUUAAUUGUGCAUUCAAACUCGAAUCAUUGAAUAUUGAUAUUAGCGUGUUCAAAUAUCAAAUCAAAUUAAAAUUGUGUAUUGAUCGGAGGAUUUUACGAUUGUUUGACAUUCGGUGUGUAGUGAAUUUUUCUGUGGAAAUUUUACGAACAAAGUUUUUUUGUUUGUCGGUCAAAUAACAUUUCUAUAUGUUUCGCUACUACUGCUCGUCUUGAACAGUUGCGGAUGGAGAAAACUUGUAUCCCAAGGGAUGAAUGAGCUGCGCAACUUUAGAGGUGGAGCCAAUCGGUUCCAACAAAUUGAUGUUCAGUUUAAUUAACAUUUAGAAAAAAAAUCCACAUCCCUGAAAUUUUUUUGUUCAAAAAUUUAUGAGGUAAUGCUCCGUAUUCUUUCACCGAAAUGGAAAGAGUUAGUGAACAGCUUACCAGCACAAUUUGCAUUACUGCUGUGGACGAUCAUAUUCCAGUUCAAGGUGCUGCGGUUAAAAUGGAACUACAACCCGCAUUGGAUCCUCGAAAGCAGGAACUACUUGAAGCGAGAUGUAUCGGUGUUCGGAUGUCCGCCGGAACUCAACUUCAACUGCAGAUGGCACCUCAGACAACUGUAGUUCAAGGUGGCCAACAGACAACAGUACAUAACCAGGACUCGAAUAUGAGCACUGGAUCCUCCCACAGUGAUAAGGAGGUAGAGUCUGCUGGAACGCCAGAUAAACUUCCCCGUACACCAUCCGAACCAAGAUCCGGAAAACGGAAACGAAAAGUAGAUGACAGUAGUGGGCCUGGCGGAGGAACACCGGGACCGGGAACUGGAAAUGGUGGCAGUGGCAUACCACACAUUGUUCAAAAUAACAAAGGACCUAGAGUAACAAUACCAUCGAAUGAUGGCAAGAAAAUACAAAUUAACGAUUACUUUAAACAUACACCGAGUACUCCAAUACGACAACAUAGCACUACAACUGGUGCCAAAUCACCUAGUUCACAACAUGGAUUUCCUAUGUUUCCACCUAGUCCUCAGCCACCAUUGGCAGUCAACCCAGAAUUCUUUAAGAAUCGAAACACUUCCAAUAUUGUUCCUUCACCCAUUCAAACGAUGCCACCGUGUCAGCCCCCACCACUACCGCCACAACCAGCUCCGGUUAAAGUGUCUGCAUCAACGCAGACCGACUUAUCAUACCUAGAAAUACAAGAACGUGAUUCAGAAUAUGAGUUGAGUAAAACGAAAGUGGACGAACUGUCUCGGUCGUCGGAAGAACAAAAAGGACAAAUCAGUGCUCAUCAAAAAGUGAUCGAACAGCAUAAAAAUCAUAUUAAUAAGUGUAUAGAUGUAGUUAAAAAAUUGCUGAAAGAGAAAAGCAAUAUAGAAAAGAAGGAGGCGAGACAAAAGUGUAUGCAAAAUAGGUUAAGAUUAGGGCAAUUUGUAACACAACGUGUUGGUGCAACGUUCCAAGAGAACUGGACGGAUGGCUAUGCGUUUCAAGAGUUGACGCGACGACAAGAAGAAAUUUCGGCUGAGCGUGAAGAGAUCGAUCGCCAAAAGAAACUUUUGAUGAAAAAGCGACCGUCGAAUGCGGAAACUGGACGCAAACGAAACAACUUGACUGGAGGAACUCAGAGCGGUUCGUCCACAUCUAAUUUACAUAAUGGCAGUGACGCAACGUUUUUGAAGCCGGAUCCAGUAUCCGGCGGCUAUACGAUGCAAGAAUAUUACGAGUGUGACGAGAUCCUUAAAUUACGGCAAAAUGCGCUUAAAAAGGAAGAUGCUGAUUUACAGUUAGAAACGGAAAAGUUGGAACGGGAGCGAAAUCUACACAUUAGAGAAUUGAAACGAAUUCAUAAUGAAGAUCAAUCCCGAUUCAACAACCAUCCGGUUCUGAACGAACGGUAUCUAUUGCUUAUGUUGUUAGGUAAAGGUGGAUUUUCCGAAGUUCACAAAGCGUUUGACUUAAAAGAACAACGAUAUGUGGCAUGCAAGGUUCAUCAGCUCAAUAAAGAUUGGAAAGAGGAUAAGAAAGCCAACUACAUUAAGCAUGCCCUCCGAGAAUACAACAUCCAUAAAGCACUGGAUCAUCCCCGAGUGGUCAAACUUUAUGAUGUCUUCGAAAUAGACGCAAACUCAUUUUGCACAGUUCUAGAAUAUUGUGAUGGACAUGAUUUAGAUUUCUAUUUAAAGCAGCACAAGACAAUACCGGAACGGGAGGCUAGAUCCAUAAUAAUGCAAGUCGUGUCGGCGCUUAAAUAUCUCAACGAAAUCAAACCACCAGUCAUACAUUACGAUCUAAAGCCGGGCAAUCUUUUGCUAACUGAAGGCAAUGUAUGCGGCGAAAUUAAAAUCACAGAUUUCGGUCUGUCGAAAGUGAUGGACGAAGAGAAUUACAAUCCGGAUCAUGGUAUGGAUCUAACGUCACAAGGCGCUGGAACAUAUUGGUACCUACCACCGGAAUGUUUUGUUGUCGGCAAGAAUCCGCCAAAAAUAUCAUCCAAAGUGGAUGUGUGGAGCGUAGGAGUAAUAUUUUAUCAAUGUCUUUAUGGCAAGAAACCAUUUGGACACAAUCAAUCUCAAGCAACAAUUUUAGAAGAGAACACCAUUCUUAAAGCUACUGAAGUUCAAUUUUCAAAUAAGCCAACGGUAUCCAAUGAAGCUAAGAGUUUCAUUCGCGGUUGUUUAGCAUAUCGCAAAGAGGACCGAAUGGAUGUGUUUGCAUUGGCGCGCCAUGAAUAUUUACAGCCGCCAGUACCAAAGAACAGUCGACAAAUCCAACAGCAGCAGCAACAACAGCAGCAACAGUCUAGCAUAUCAUCACAAGGUGGUAGUACACAGCAAGCACAACAAGCCGCAUUUUCGACCGGACUCUUUGGUAACAUGAACCAGUCCAGUUCCUCCUAGCUAUCCUUAUAGCGUUCAAAUUCUUAGACUUAAAUAUUUCCGGUUUUUUAGUGAUAAAAAACAUAAUAAUUUUAGCAUCAUAAGAUUUAGACUUGAGAUAAAGAAGAAGGAGAAGAAGAAGAAGUAAACAAUGAUGGAAUAAUGAACAGGAAAUAAAAAAUAAUAAUGUAGGGGGAAGGGGAACAGGAUAUAAAAAAGAGUAAUAAGAAACGGAAAUAGAAGCAAACAACAAAGAUACACGAAAAAAAAAUGUUUUCGAGUAAAACGAAAGGAUACAGAACAACAAGAAUUCUACUACACAAUUCAUUUGUAUUGUCAACAUAACAGAAAAUUAUACAAAAAACUGAAA